Molecule: messenger RNA, 3539 nt
Organism: Dermochelys coriacea (leatherback sea turtle)
Lineage: Eukaryota; Metazoa; Chordata; Testudines; Dermochelyidae
Gene: IRF2BP2
Product: interferon regulatory factor 2 binding protein 2
Exons: 2
Coding region: 465-2165 (566 amino acids)
Biological process (GO): regulation of transcription by RNA polymerase II
Cellular component (GO): nucleus
Molecular function (GO): transcription corepressor activity
Source: RefSeq, a predicted model, not a curated record
CUUGUUGUCUUGGGACUCUUGGCAGAAGUUCAAGGAGCAGCACCAGCAGCAGGCGGCCAAAGGAGAAGGCGCCCAGCGCGCAGGCGCUUGGAGGCACUGUCGAAGAAUCGAGUCACUGGAGCAGAGCGCACAGGCGGCGGCGGCUGCUGCUGGAGUCCCCGCCCCAGUGCGAGCGCCCGGGCUGCAGUAGUGAGCGAGCGAGAGGGACAGGCGGAGCGAGCCGCGCGUUGGAGUAGGCAGCCGAGUGUGCAGCGACGGGGCUAUGCGCUUUCCCGCGUCCCAGUGACUCCAGCCGGGAGGCGUCCGCGCCCGGGAGCCGCUUGUUUGCAGGGGGCGGGCAAUCGGCUGAAGAUCCUGCGGCAGCUGCAAAGCCGGAGCCUGCCCGUUUGGUCUCCGGUUGCUGGAGGAGGAGGAGGAGGAGGAGGAGGACGCGCGGGGGGCGCUCGCUGCCCCUGGGCUGGGACAUGUCGUCCGCGGCGGUGGCGGCUGCUUCCCGCAGGCAGUCGUGCUACCUGUGCGACCUGCCCCGCAUGCCCUGGGCCAUGAUCUGGGACUUCACCGAGCCCGUCUGCCGGGGCUGCGUCAACUACGAGGGGGCCGACCGGGUGGAGUUCGUCAUCGACACGGCGCGGCAGCUCAAGCGGGCUCACAGCUUCCAGGAGGGCCGGGCCCCGCCGCCACCCCACGCCAAGCAGCCGCCGCUCAGCGCCAAGGAGAUCCUGGUGCAGCAGCAGCAGCAGCAGCUGAACCACACGGCCGUGGCGGGCGACGCGGUGCCCCGGCCCCCGCCGCAGCCGCUGGAGCGCUACCCGCUGGCGGCCGCCGCCGCCUCCUCCGAGCGGCAGCCGCCCCGCCUGGGAGCCGAGUACGGGGGCAGCCGGCAGGUGAACGGGAUCCUGGUGCCCAACGGCUUCCCCAAGCCCGAGGAGCCGCCCGAGCUGAACCGGCAGAGCCCGAACCCCCGGCGGACACACACGGUGCCGCCCACCCUGGUGCCGCUGAUGAACGGAGCUUCCCUGUCCGCGCCCAUCAGCAUCAGCAGCCGGGCCGCCGCCGCCGCCUCGCUGGCCGCCAUCUCAGGGGCGCCCGCCCCCCUGCAGGUCUCCGUCUCCCAGCAGCAGCAGCCGCCGCCGCCGGCACCCGGGGAGCUGGGGCACAAGCGGCCCGGCUCGGUGUCCUCCAGCAGCAGCAGCAGCGGCGCGGGCGAGCACGAGAGCAAGGAGAAGCAGCCGCGGGGCUCGGCGGAGGAGCUGGGGGUCGAGGGCAAGGGCCGCGGGGGAGCGGAGCAGGAGUGGCUGGGCAAGCCCAAAACGGUGCGGGACACGCUGCUGGCGCUGCACCAGCACGGCGGCCACGCGGUGCCCUUCGAGAGCAAGUUCAAGAAGGAGCCCGGCAUGGCGGGGAGCAGGCUGCUGGGGUACGAGAGCAACGGGGCCGUGGCCAAAGCAGGGGCUCGGGCAGCGAGGAAGAGGAAGCCUUCCCCAGAACCAGAAGGUGAAGCUGGACCUCCUAAGAUCAAUGGAGAGUCACAACCCUGGUUGCCAACCUCAUCAGAGGGGAUGAAAAUGUCCAUGACUGCUACGUCUUUCAUGUCCCCACCACCACCAACUGCCUCGCCUCAUUCCAACCGGACCACACCGCCUGAAGCAGCCCAGAAUGGCCAGUCUCCUAUGGCUGCGCUCAUUUUAGUCGCAGACAAUGCAGGGGGCAACCACUCCUCCAAAGAUGCCAACCAAGUUCACUCCACCACCAGGAGGAAUAGCAACAGCCCGCCCUCUCCGUCCUCUAUGAACCAAAGAAGGCUGGGUCCAAGCAGGGAGGUGCCAAGUCAGGGGACAAACACUGCUGGGGGAUUGGAGCCGGUGCAUCCUGCCAGCCUCCCGGACUCGUCUCUAGCAGCCAGUGUUCCCUUGUGCUGCACCCUGUGCCACGAGCGCCUGGAAGACACCCAUUUUGUUCAGUGUCCCUCAGUCCCUUCCCACAAGUUCUGCUUCCCUUGCUCCAGACAAAGCAUCAAACAGCAAGGAGCUAGUGGCGAGGUGUAUUGUCCCAGUGGGGAGAAAUGCCCUCUGGUGGGCUCCAAUGUCCCUUGGGCUUUCAUGCAGGGGGAGAUUGCAACCAUUCUUGCAGGAGAUGUGAAAGUGAAAAAAGAGAGAGACUCGUGACUUUUUCCAGUUCACAACCCAACAUUACCUGUAACUAAAACUGCUUGAAUUGUGUAUAUAUCUAUAAAUAUAUAUAUAUAUAUCUCUCCAAGACAAGGGAAAUGUAGACUUCAUAAAACAUGGUUGUAUAAUUUUGAUUUUUUGAAUACAUUGUGUUUCUAUAUUUUUUUGAAGACAAAAGGUAUGUACUUAAAGGCAUUUCCUCUUUUUGUUAUAGCAACUAUUUGUUGUGCUUCCUUGGUGACAGUUACUGUUCAAUGUAGGCUGUGACUUGCGCUGCUUUUUUUAGAGAGCACUUGGCAAACCAGAAAUGCUUCUAGCUGUAUUUGUAUGCACUUGUUUCUUUUUAAAAUGCCAAAUACAUUUUCUGACAUUGUAAAGAUCGCCUUACUGUCUGUGAUUCCUUAUUCUUGGGCCUUGCUCAGAGUAAAGCUGGAUGCGUGCAGAUUUGAUAUAAAAUGGUAGUGGGGAAAAAAGACUGAUAGGGUGAAAUGGGAUGUCACCAUUACAGCCGAAAGGCAGGUGAAUAUUAGAAAGCACAAGUGGUUUCUUUCUGAAACAUUGUUCUCUUGUUGCAAAAGCAAAUUUUUUUAGACUGAGUUCAAUUCCACUCUGUUUCUAGAAGGAAGUUGCCUUCAUAGUAGGAUGUUGAGAGAUGUUUGAGAGGCGGUGCUGAGUUAGGGGUUUCUGGGUUGUUUGCCUUUUUUUUCCUAAAAGGCCAAGUUGACCACAGUUCACGUGAUUGGUUGUAAGAUUACAGAACUGCAUUUAUUCAUUGAUUACAUAAUGUUAAUGCAGAAUUUUGGUAAUAAACUUAAUUACUGUAUUGGUGUAUACACCAGUAUAGCACUGCCAUCUUUAAAGAUCCAUAGCUGUUUUAGUGCCACUCACAUACUAUUUAUGCUUGGGGAAAACUAAAGUUGAGGGGUUGUUUUUUUUUGUUUGUUUUUUUUUCAAUUUGCACAUAGUGCAGGUGGACUUUGAGUUUGCUUAUCAGUUACUUAUAGUACUAUUGGUAUUGUUAACUAUCUCUUACACCAUAUUUCCAGGUAGUGGCAGGUACAAGAUGGUACAAUGACAGAAGCAACUAAGGCGCUGCCAGGAUUGCCUUCGGGCAUUUCAGUGCCAGCCCAAAUGUGGGUGGAAGAAACCUAUAAUCUCUGUUGUGUGUUUUUUAAAACAAACCUAAUACUACUUUUCUGAAAAUUUAAAAAAUAAACUGAUGGAAUGAAAGCAAUUAGGGUUUCACAAAAGGGGCAUGCCCCGCCUUUUUAACUACUUUGGAGUAUUCUUUGUAAAGUCAUUUCUUUUGAUCUAGCUUCUGCAUCAAUCAGCAAGCAGACAUUUUUUAUCAAUAAAUCAUUACUAGAAAUG